Messenger RNA from Exophiala bonariae, 1023 nucleotides. RefSeq lists its product as uncharacterized. The record is from RefSeq and is a predicted model, not a curated record. The transcript is spliced from 7 exons. Lineage: Eukaryota; Fungi; Ascomycota; Eurotiomycetes; Chaetothyriales; Herpotrichiellaceae. The coding region runs from base 1 to 1023 and encodes 340 amino acids.
AUGAGUUCAAAAACGAAAGUUCUCUUGACAGGAGCAUCAGGUUACAUCGGAGGUGCUGUUCUCCAUGAGAUCCUUUCAUUAGGCAUAAAGGAUAUUCAUGUAUCAGCCCUUGUCCGAUCUGCGACACAGGUCAAAGGCAUCAGCACGCUCGGCGUAGCGGCAAUCAUCUUCAGAGGUCUCGACGAUGUUGAUGCGAUAAAGUCGGCGGCGGCUGAACAUGACAUUGUCAUCAAUUGCGCUUCUGCAAUGGAUCUCAACGCCUGUUUAGCAAUCCUCGAAGGUCUGGCAAUCAGACGGAAAGCGACUGGACGUGAUGUUCAUCUACUACAUACAUCGGGUACAUCAAACUACGCCGAUCAUCCGAUAUCAGGCACUCCAGAUCUGAGCAUCAAAACGGAUGAGAGCGACAUUUAUGGCUGGGAGAAAGCGAAUGCUGAUGGGUGGAUCCUACGAAAAGUCAAUACAACUUUGAUCGACACCGGGCUUGAAUAUGGCAUCAAGACUUAUAUCUUCAAUCCACCUCUAAUUUAUGGUAGAAGCAGUGGCCCUUUCAACCAAAAGUCCCUGCAAAUCCCGGCUCUGAUCAAUGUAUCCCUUGCUAGCCAGCAAGCAGUAGUGCUUGGCAGAGGAGAAGGAAUCUGGAACGUCACCCAUAUUGAUGAUGUCGCAAAGAUGUAUGGAAUCAUUCUCAAGAAUAUUUCGGAGCACAAGAGUAGUCCGUCUGGAAAGGAAGGAUACUACUUCUUAGACGCCGGAGAAGCCACCUGGAAAGAAAUCUCAGAGCAAAUCGCGCGGACAGGGAAGAAGCAUGGUCACUUCAAGUCAGAAGUUGUCAAGCAAGUCAACGCGGAGGAACUGGCGACCUAUUUCAUCAAGUCGUUUCCUUUCCUCAAUGCGUCCAUGGUCGAGGUGAUCUGGGGCUCGAACUCUCGGACCAGAGGAGAGAGGAGUAGAGCUUGGGGUUGGUCGCCGUCAAAAUCACUUGAGGCUUUCCGCGCCUCGUUCGAUGAUGAGUGGGAGUAG